Molecule: messenger RNA, 822 nt
Organism: Lipotes vexillifer (Yangtze River dolphin)
Lineage: Eukaryota; Metazoa; Chordata; Mammalia; Artiodactyla; Lipotidae
Gene: GJC3
Product: gap junction protein gamma 3
Exons: 1
Coding region: 1-822 (273 amino acids)
Biological process (GO): cell-cell signaling
Cellular component (GO): connexin complex
Molecular function (GO): gap junction channel activity
Source: RefSeq, a predicted model, not a curated record
AUGUGUGGCAGGUUCCUGAGGCGGCUGGUGGUGGAGAGCCGGCACUCCACCCCCGUGGGGCGCCUCCUGCUUCCCGUGCUCCUGGGGUUCCGCCUCGUGCUGCUGGCCGCCAGUGGGACGGGGGUCUACGGCGACGAGCAGAGCGAGUUCGUGUGUCACACGCAGCAGCUGGGCUGCAAGGCCGCCUGCUACGAUGCCUUCCACCCUCUCUCCCCGCUGCGCUUCUGGGCCUUCCAGGUCACCCUGGUGGCUGUACCCAGUGCCCUCCACGUGGGUUUCACUCUGUAUCAUGUGAUCUGGCACUGGGAGGAAUCUGAAAAGGUGAAGAAGGAAGAGGAGACCCUGAUCCGCCAAGGGGAGAAAAGCAGAGAUGCCUUGGGGCCUGGAAGCCCCAGGGUGCUCUGGGCCUAUGUGGCACAGCUGGGGGUGCGACUGGUCCUUGAAGGGGCAGCCUUGGGGGCGCAGUACCAUCUGUAUGGGUUCAAGAUGCCCAGCUCCUUUGCGUGUCGUCGAGAGCCUUGCCUUGGUAGUAUAAGCUGUAAUCUGUCUCGCCCCUCUGAGAAGACCAUCUUCCUGAAGACCAUGUUUGGGGUCACUGGGCUCUGUCUCUUGUUCACGCUUUUGGAGCUUGUGCUCCUGGGCCUGGGGCGAUGGUGGAAGAUCUGGAAGCACAAAUCUCCCUCUUCUAACUACUUCUCAACUUCAGAGAGCGCCCAAAGACACAAGGAACCGACUGAUAACUUCCCCGUGGUGGAAACAAAAGAACGGUUUGCAGAAGCAGGUGAGAGGGGCACUGAUGUCCCUCUUUCUACCUGUGCCUGA